ACAAUCUCUAUGCAGUUUUGUUGCACUCAUAAAUAUUUUAUUGUCGUCCGAACCAUUUCUUCAAACGUUGCAUGGGAUUCUGGUGCUCCGUCAUCCGACCCGUUUUUUGAAACUAACAAAUUUAAUUACAUAUUUAUUUAAAAAAUCGAAAAUAAGUCUGGGUUGUAUUAACACCCCAAUGGUUCUGUUGUUAUCAAUAUAUUGGCGACUCCUACGCCUCACAAAUGUAACCGCCAAAUUUUUAAAUUUUAGUGUUCCUUAACAAUGAUUAAAAUAAUAUGUGAAUACAAGACCAGUUGAAGAAAACUAGAAGAACUUAUGUUAGUUUUUCGUGUUAUCUCCUAAAGCUUUUGAAUACAACCCAGUUCCCAUAGAUCAAUAUUAUUAGGUGACUAAUAGAAGGGCUUUCAUUGGAGAAGUCUAAUGGCCUUUAUCAUGACUAAGCCACAAAUGCUAUUUUUUGCAAAUGUUAUUAACUGGUUUUACAGUGGGUUAUUUUAACAGAAAUGAUUUAACAGAACUUUUAACAUCAUAUAACCUGCAUCACUAUAAUUAAAUUUUCAAUUGAUAAGACAACUGAAAUAAUGGAAGUCCCCUUUAUUGUUUUUUGUCGGUAUAAAGACGACUGGUAGCUGUUUCUUGAUUUCAGUACUAAAAAGUUCUUCAACAGAAAACAACACACAUUUUGUAAAAAGAAUUAGUGAUUUUACAAUUUAUAAAAUAAAAUGGGAUCAGUCUUGGAAAAGAGCAGUUGCAAGCAAACAAUGUACGGCACCGAGAACUUGGAAUUGUUGGAUCGUCAGUUGUCGCAAAUAGCUUGCAACGCGGAUCAUUGGCUAAAACAGAAGAACACUAGCUUUCUUUUGGGCCCAAAAGCAGUGGCCAAUGACGACCCGAAAGCCAAACCUUAUGACCCUUUGGAAAAACAGAAAAAACUUUUGGCGUUGAUGCGCAACCUACCGUAUUCUCCACCCACUCCUGAAAUGAUGAAAGCAUUAACCACCGAAUUUACGGAUUCAGAUUUGACCACUAAUGCGGUAUUCGCGGAGUACCUGACCACCAGGCGAUUGGAGUUCUACAACGUAUGCACCGUGAUGCAAAUUCUGCUGAGCAUCGAGGACAUAAGCACAAUGCAGCUCUACGCCCAACUGAUCCAGCCCGAUGUGGCUGUGCAGCGGGUUUCCAAGCUCAGAUACAAAAUAGCCCUGAACACCAAGGGCGUGAACGCCGAGGACGUGGUGGCCCCCAACUUGGACGAGGUGGUGCUGGUGCCCAAGUCCAGCUUGCUGUCCUCUCCGCUGCCUAAGCAACUUUUGCUGGCUCUGCUCCCACAUGCCCACGAGGGCCUCCAAUUGAAGGAUCCCAUGCGUCGGCAUGUGGCAAGUGUGGAGCAGGUAAGUCGCACCACAGUCCACAUUCGGUUCAGCCGUGGAAGCACCCCCGGCGAUGAGGAGUUGCUGAGUCAGCGAUUCUGUGCUAUAAUCCGCUCCAGGCGCACUCCCUUCCGCUACAUGUACCGCGCUCUAAAGCUGCUCCAGGAGAGCCCCUUGAUACGCCGCUACCUGUUCCCGUUCCCCGGCUGGUUGACCCAGAUGGUGGACCGGUCGAUGAUCGAGCUGCGCGACUGCGCAAUCCUGCCCAGCUGGUUGCAGGUGAAGCCACCUCCGGAGCCUGCUCCUCCGGCUGCAAUCUGCCUGCUAAAUUCCACCAUCUAUUCCAACGCGGAGCAGUUGCAGGCGGUGCAGAGAAUUGUCGCAGGACCAAGUCCCCAGGGACCUUACAUUGUGUUCGGACCACCAGGCACUGGCAAAACCACUACCAUUGUGGAGGCCAUUUUACAGCUGCGCCUUCAGCAACCCGGAAGCCGCAUCCUUGUAACCGCCGGUUCGAACUCGGCCUGCGACACGAUUGCCUUGAAACUGUGCGAGUACAUCCACAGCAAUGCCCGACUCAAGGAUCACUUUGCCCAUCAGGAGCAGCCGAAGUCGGAUCACCAGCUGAUCCGUGUUUUUUCGCGCUCCAUCCACCACAAGGGACUCAAGUCCGUGCCGGCACUGCUGCUGAAGAAUUCCAACUGCUCGAAACAGGUCUACGAGCAUCUUGGAGUUUCACACAUACUCCAGUAUGGCAUCACAGUAGCCACUCUCUGCACCGUGGGCCGUCUGGUCACCGAUGACCUCGGCAAGCACAACUUCUUCAGCCACAUCUUUAUCGACGAGGCGGGCGCUUCCACCGAACCGGAGGCUUUGAUCGGCAUCAUGGGGGUCAAGCAGACUGCAGAUUGUCACGUGAUCCUGUCCGGUGAUCACAAGCAGCUGGGCGCCGUGAUCAAGAGCAAUCGAGCUGCCUCUUUGGGGCUCAGCCAGUCUCUGAUGGAGCGGCUCCUGCGCUCCGAUUGCUACAAGUUGGACGAAAACGGAAACUAUGAUCGUACCCUGCAGACGCGUCUGCGUCGGAACUAUCGAUCCCAUCCGCAGAUUGUGGGCGUCUUCAACGAACUCUACUACAACGGAGAGCUGAUCCCUCGGGCUCCGGAUGAGGAGGUGAACUUAGCCGCCAACUGGAGCCUGCUGCCCAAUCCCUUGUUCCCGAUCAUCUUUCAGGCCACCCAUGGAGUGACCAAAAGGGAGCAGAACUCCACCAGCUCCUACAAUCAGCUGGAGGCAAAUGUGCUUUGCUGGUACGUAAAGCGACUGUUGAACGAUGGCCUCGGAAAAGGGAGGACAGUCAGCCAGGAGGACAUCGGCAUAGUUGCUCCGUAUACCGCUCAAGGUAAACUUGUUACCCAACUGCUCCAAAGCCAGGGCCACCCCAACGUCGAGGUGGGCAGCGUGGAGACCUACCAGGGCCGCGAGAAGCCAAUCAUCAUUGCAAGUCUGGUGCGCUCCUUUGCCAACAUGGGCUUCAUGCGCAAUCCCCGCCGGGUAAAUGUCCUCCUUUCACGGGCCAAGUCCCUACUGAUCCUGGUUGGCAAUCCAGUCACCCUGCGCCAUCACCGGGACUUCAAGACAAUUAUCAAUAGCUGCAAGCUUCAAGGAACAUAUCUCUUCAAGAAGAAGAACUCCCAGGACGGGCCGAUAUUCCUGCCCGACGUGGAGGAAGAAGACUCCGAUGAGGAGUCGAGCAGUGAGCUGGAGGACGACGAGCUCACUCCCUGGUAUGCCAAGAUGCCCCAGGACAUAAGUGUGACCAGGGAAAAAGAGGAGAAGCGCCUCACCGCAUCGGAAGAGGAACUCAACGAAGCUAUAAAUAAAUCACUGGCCCAGUUGUCUAUAAAGAAAUCCCCAAGAUUUUCGUCCACUAAAAUUUCAUCAAAGCUGGGCAAGCUGUUAAAAACAAAUCCAAACUGAAACUACAGGACAUGUUUGUUAGGUAGGUAUAAGCCGUAGAUUAAGUGAGCAAAGACAGACCCGAAAAGUUCAAAGUACAUAAUUCUCUAGAAGAGAUGUCAUGAAAGAAGUCCUAACUUCAUAGCUGCUCAUACUGAACUAAAAAUUCUGAGCCGUCGCUAUUUGUAUAAGUUUUUGUAUUUUUUUAUAUAAGCUUCUGAUAACAAUACUUGUUUAAUGCAGUCUAAGACUACGUUACGAAGAAGAAUACUCUUGAUAAUCCAUUUAAUGGCCUGCGAAUGAAGAAAGAAAAUCAUUUGAAAUAAGAUUUGUUUAAGAAAUGGACCAGUCAAAUCCAAACGUGUGAGUUCUCAUGAAUGUUAAUUCAACUUCGACGUUUUAAAGUUUUAUAUCCAACCAAAUCGGUGAUUCAAAUCGAUGUGUAUGCAUUAUCAUAUAUUUAUAUUUAAGCAGUGUCUAUAUAAUUAGUAAAACGAUUACAAAAUACAAAUACAAUGGAGUUGC
This is a messenger RNA of Drosophila rhopaloa, 3854 nucleotides long. It is a transcript of the gene Mov10, whose product is annotated as putative helicase mov-10-B.2. NCBI's taxonomy places the organism in Eukaryota, Metazoa, Arthropoda, Insecta, Diptera, Drosophilidae. The record is from RefSeq and is a predicted model, not a curated record. The coding region runs from base 726 to 3350 and encodes 874 amino acids. Gene Ontology annotation, molecular function: RNA binding; 5'-3' RNA helicase activity. Gene Ontology annotation, biological process: regulatory ncRNA-mediated post-transcriptional gene silencing. Gene Ontology annotation, cellular component: P granule; cytosol. The transcript is spliced from 5 exons.